Culex pipiens pallens (northern house mosquito) is the source of this 5601-nucleotide messenger RNA. Its product is annotated as soluble guanylate cyclase 88E-like. Lineage: Eukaryota; Metazoa; Arthropoda; Insecta; Diptera; Culicidae. Gene Ontology annotation, molecular function: heme binding; oxygen sensor activity; guanylate cyclase activity. Bases 707 to 3844 code for a protein of 1045 amino acids. The transcript is spliced from 13 exons. Gene Ontology annotation, cellular component: guanylate cyclase complex, soluble. The record is from RefSeq and is a predicted model, not a curated record. Gene Ontology annotation, biological process: nitric oxide-cGMP-mediated signaling; cGMP biosynthetic process; response to oxygen levels.
CGUUGCCAUUUAUCUCGGGCAGUUUAGGUUGAAUCUCUCGGUCGUCCGGUUCUCGGUCCGUGUCUCGUGUCCCGACCGAACCGUGGGGAGCAACAUUACAAAACGGGAUUGCCCUUGUGCAAGAUGACACAUUGCUGGUUGCGCCUGGUGACAGCAAGUGGAUGCUGUGCGGAUCUUCGUCGAAUCUGAGGAAAAGCCAAACAUUUACUACCGUUUUUUUUUGUUGAGAGGAAGGCAAGAAUGAUUUACGAGCGGGCAAGGUGACUAGAACGACAAAAUAAGAAGGCCCCGAAGAAGAGUUAGUGGUCGAUUUGCGAAAAGAAAAUCUCCGUGCGAGAAGGCGCUACCGUGGAAAGUGGAGUUGACUUUGAAGCUAAAGGGAAGAUCAACAUUAGUGAAUUUGCUGGAGACUUAUUCAAAGUAGAAUUAAGAAUUAUUGAGUGACAACUUAUUGAAAGAACGGUGUUUAAACAACUGACAUUGUUGGUCGUCGAUAUCAGAUUCAGUUAAUUUGGAGCAUGCUCUCAUCCAUCAAAUGUAAUAUUGGAACAGUUGUUUCAGACAUGAAAUCUACGUAAGGAUCGGUCAGUUCCACCAGUGAAGACCUAAUUUCACUACAAGACAGUCACCACCUAAAGGACAGCAAUCAGUGUUCCCCCAGCCGAGGAGUGGUUCAGGAGAGUAACCAGCGGCAGGGUGCCACGCUAUGUACGGGCUGCUGCUGGAAAAUCUGUCCGAGUAUAUCAAAAGCGUGUACGGGGAGGAAAAGUGGGAUGACAUCCGCCGCCAGACCGGAAUCUCGUCGCCGUCGUUCGGCGUCCACGAUGACUACGACGAGAAUCUGCUCAACACACUGGCCGGGAAGGCGCAGGAGAUUCUCGGCGUGUCGGAGCGCGAAUUCAUGGACCAGAUGGGCGUGUACUUUGUGGCCUUCGUCAGCCAGUACGGGUACGACCGGGUGCUGUCGGUGCUGGGCCGUCACAUGCGUGACUUCUUGAAUGGGCUCGAUAAUUUGCACGAGUACCUCAAGUUCUCGUACCCGCUGAUGCGUGCCCCGAGCUUCAUCUGUGAGAACGAGACGCGGCACGGCCUGACGCUGCACUACCGCACGAAACGCAAGGGCUUCGUCUACUACACAAUGGGACAAAUCAGAGAGGUGGCUCGUCACUUUUACCACAAAGACAUGCAAAUUGCCCUGGUCAAGUCGGACCUGCUGGGCGAGACCAACCACUACACGUUCCAGCUGACGUUCGACAACCGAGCCUUCUCGCUGGCAACACUGGCGAUGACCCGGGAGGAGAAGCACUUGCCCAUCAGCGCCUCGGUGCUGUUUGAGAUUUUCCCGUUCUGCAUCGUCUUUGGCGCCGACAUGGUCGUCCGCAGCAUAGGCAACUCGUUGAUGGUCAUCGUUCCGGACCUGCUGUCGAACAAGAUCACCGACUGGUUCGAGCUGCGACGGCCGCUGAUUUCGUUCAAAUUUCAAACGAUUCUCAACCGCACAAACAACAUCUUCGAGCUAGUCACGGUCGAGGCAGUCAAGAAGCGGCAGGACGUUCAACGAAAGACUGAAAUCUACCUCAGUGAGCAGGAGCACGAGGAAGAGGUAGAGAAGCACUUGCGGCUCAAAGGUCAAAUGAUCUACAUGGAAAAGUGGCGAAUGAUUAUGUUCCUCGGAACACCGGUCAUGCCGAAGCUGUCCUCGUUGAUCAACACCGGCCUGUACAUAAACGAUCUGUCGAUGCACGACUUCAGCAGAGAUCUCAUGCUGGCGGGUACGCAGCAGUCGGUCGAGCUGAAGCUGGCGCUGGACCAGGAGCAGCAAAAGUCCAAAAAGCUGGAGGAAUCGAUGCGCAAGCUGGACGAGGAGAUGCGCCGCACGGACGAGCUGCUGUACCAGAUGAUACCGAAGCAGGUGGCGGACCGGUUGCGGCGCGGCGAGAACCCCAUCGAUACGUGCGAGAUGUUCAACAGCGUUUCGAUUCUGUUCUCGGACGUGGUCACGUUCACCGAGAUCUGCAGCCGCAUUACGCCGAUGGAGGUCGUCUCGAUGUUGAAUGCUAUGUAUUCGAUUUUCGAUACGCUCACGGAGCGAAACAAUGUAUAUAAGGUUGAAACGAUAGGUGAUGCGUACAUGGUGGUAUCGGGUGCUCCUGAAAAGGAACAAAACCACGCUGAGAAAGUUUGUGAUAUGGCCUUGGAUAUGAUAGAGGCAAUUACGGAUCUUAAGGACCCUUCGACUGGAUCGCAUCUGCGGAUACGAGUCGGUGUUCACUCUGGUGCUGUGGUGGCGGGCAUCGUCGGGCUGAAGAUGCCCCGCUACUGCCUGUUUGGUGACUCAGUCAAUACGGCCUCCCGGAUGGAGUCCACCAGUCAGGCGAUGAAAAUUCACAUAUCACAGUCAACGCGAAAUGCCUUGCCCUCGAACUACCACGUGUCCGAGCGUGGCGAGAUCGACGUCAAGGGCAAGGGUACGAUGAAGACGUACUGGCUGGACUGCAAGGAAGAUCGACCGCCGCUGCAGCUGCUGGCCGAGGAGGUGCGAAAGCCGUCGAUCGAGUACAUCGAAACGAGCAAGGACCGACGAAUGAGCCUGUCGACGUACAGCAUCCAGCUCAAGCAGUCCAGCGGUGGGCUCAGCUCGGCGGGAACCGAGGACCGGCGGGUGUACUCACCGGUGACGUUCGAGGAUGUGGCCCGACGGAGUACGGCCAACUCGCCGGUCAAGCUGCACAGUUUCGGGCCUCGUGGCCGCGAGAGCCGUUCCAACUCCACCGGACAUGCCUUCAUGCACAAUGUUUCCGAUGUGUUUGGCUCGUUGGUCAGCGAUACGGAAGAGUUUCUCGAGGAUCUGCACCAUCGGAACUCGAUCACCACUACGCACUACACGCCGUCGACUCCGUCCUCGUGUGCAUUCAGUCCCCCGCCAGCAUUCCGGCGGAAGUCGAAAUCGUAUGUUCCUGGUCAGUUCAGCGAAGAGGAGCUGGAUCUUCUCUCGAACCAGACCACGUCGCCAUCGGCACAAAGUUCGAUCGAACAGCCAGAACAAACCAAGAAGUCGAUUUUGAUCGGCAAAUCCCAAACCUACGAGCAGCAGAAGGCCAAAAGCAGGAAGGCGAAGCUGGAAAGCGCUCAACAGAAGCAGAACGAAGCCCUGCAGAAGCUCGACAAGAUGGUCCAGGAUAUCUACGAAACCGAACUGCCGGGGAUGUGCUUCAUGAAUCCACCCGCCUCCCGGUCGGAUGGUAACAUUUGCAAGUCCAACUGUAGUAGGUCUGUAGCGCCCAAGUGUCCCAACAACAGCAUCAACUCCCUCAACAACAACAACAAUAUCAACAAUUACAACAACAACAACAUUCCCUCCGAUCCCUGUUACGCCAUGUAUAGCUUAAACGUUUACUUUCCCAUUACAUGCUCGUCUCCUGCGGGGUACCCUCCCACUUCUACCCCUUCUUCUUCUGCUAAUGCUUGCUGCAACACCACAAACCAUGAUAUGACCAACAACAACAACAACACCGGCACCGCUUGUAGAUCCUCCCAGGCACCACUCAAGGUCACCCCAGCGGCGGCGGCAGCGGCAGCUUCUGCCCAGCAGCAGUCGAGCUGUGAGCACGCUGCGGCAGCUGCCCGGACCUGCCACAGCUGUGGAGGUGCUGCUGCUGCUGCUCCCGGAGCGGCGGCCCUCGUCGGAGGCACCGGCAAGGUUCCGCAGAGCAUUAGCUUUAGCCACGCCAAGGAGCACAAGUGCUGCCCGGGGUAUGCGGCCGCCGCGGCCAUGGCCCACCAUCACCACCACCAGAACGGGCGCCACCACAAAGUGCACUCGAACGCUUGUCAGAUUCUCUAGUUUGGGAGGGGGGUUUACGCUUAGUUUAGCUUUAGUUUUGGGUGCUGUAGAGCGUGUGAGAGUGAGCAAGUCCUGCGGAAGGCUGUUCCUUGAUAGCUUUGGGUAGUUAUUCUUGGUUCGAAGCACCCAAAUCGACAGUCGCGAAUGAAACUUCGUUUACUGAUUACGAGUGUCGAGUUGGGUGUAUAUUUGUUCCGAGCUAGAAUCGUGUGUGAUUGGUUCAUAGCGUGCGGUAGACCGUCCUCUGCCAGUCGCUUUUUCAGGUAGGAGUAUCACGUGUGAUGUAUCGGCUGGAUCCUAGAACGUCACCUUUUGUAGUUUGGAGUAGAUUUUGCACCAUUUAACUAAUUACCGCUGGACACAAUUUUCUACCAUAAGAUUCUGGUCAUCUGGGUAAAUGGAAGCUUAUCUCAAAGUAUAAAAGCUAUUUGUCCUUUAUUCACCUGCGUACAUCCGAGUGUAACAAAAAUUACUAUUUUGCGGGCACUCUAUGGUUCAUUCUGUUGGGCUUACUUAGUCCAAAUUCCAAAUAUGUAUGAGGUUGAUUGGAUGUAACAGAACUUGGCCCAUCGCUCUCGAAUCAUAGUUAAACGGGAUUCAACUAAAGGCAACAUUUACAAGCUAGUAGAAAGUCUUAGUAACAACGCCAUUAUACCUACCAAUGGUCGCUUUCUCGAUUGAAUGAAACACUACAGCGCAUGAUCGCUUCGAAGCUUGGACCAUUUCACAAAUAAUUCCACGAAUUUUACCACCAUCUAGGGCCUCCAGGAGUCGGCUCAAACGAUCCGCGCGGCUUCCGCUGCGACAAACCGUUCACAGACAAACGCGCAUCGACCUCUCGCCGAUCGUUUCACCCGAGAUGGACACAUUUUAGUCAUGCACAAGAGGUGGCAGAGGACGAGUCAAGCCGUGCGGCGUUUUAGAUUAUGUUUAUUUAUUUGAGUUUAUGGUUCGUGUACCAUUUCGAGUGUUCUAGUUAGUUGAAAUUUUUGGGCGGAUUGCACUUCACGAGAAAAUUGCUUUGUUCUAGGCGGGUGAAAUCUAGGGAGAUGUUGGGAGACAGUGAAGUGGUCACCCCUGAAAGUGUGUUUAAAAUUGUAAGACUUUUAGAAUGUAAGCUGUGCGUGUAUGUUUGUAAAUGUUGUUGGUGUAUAAUCCAAGUUAUUUAAGCGUUACGUGAAAUUUGACCAAAGAGAAACGUUUGAGGUGAUUUCGAGUAGAGUAACGGAGGACACAAAGUUCUCUUAAAUGUGGCUUUAAAAAGUAACCGUUGGCAAAGAUUGAACAAAGUAUUAACGAAGAAAGCAAAUCUCACAGAAACCAAACAAUCUCAAUAUCACAAAGACUCCGUGUUGAAACCAAAUCCUGUAAACCCAUUCGAUAGCAGCUUGUACUGAGAGUGACACUGUUUUCUGUAGAUUCUAGUCAUGGUUUCUUAUGCAUUCAAUUUUUUUUGAUUUAUCAGUGAAUUUAUCAUCGUUGGAUCUUUGAAGAGUUUACCAUAACAAUAACAGUAUCAAAUAAACCGGCAACCAGGAUUGUUGUAUCUAUACCCAUUACAAACAGAAAUUACGAUCAGGAUUACAAUCGACAAUAAAAGUAGUAACUGAACGCAUUCGGUUCACAUCGAACACAUAACCCAGAGUUUCACUUGGAUUGAACAAGCGUUUCAAUUGUUGUACAUAAUUGGACAAUAAUAAAAAAAAAUCAUUAUCGCAACAACUCGGUCAGCGAAACCAAAAAAAAUAAAAGAAAAA